Molecule: messenger RNA, 1863 nt
Organism: Gracilinanus agilis (Agile Gracile Mouse Opossum)
Lineage: Eukaryota; Metazoa; Chordata; Mammalia; Didelphimorphia; Didelphidae
Gene: DTX4
Product: deltex E3 ubiquitin ligase 4
Exons: 10
Coding region: 1-1863 (620 amino acids)
Biological process (GO): protein ubiquitination; Notch signaling pathway
Cellular component (GO): nucleoplasm
Molecular function (GO): zinc ion binding; ubiquitin protein ligase activity
Source: RefSeq, a predicted model, not a curated record
AUGCUGCUGGCCUCUGCCGUGGUGGUCUGGGAAUGGCUGAACGAGCACGGACGCUGGAGACCCUACAGCCCGGCCGUGAGCCACCACAUCGAGGCGGUGAUUCGGGCCGGGGGGCCCCGCGCAGGCGGCGGCAGCGUGGUGCUGGGCCAGGUGGAUAGCCGCCUGGCGCCCUACAUCAUCGACCUGCAGUCCAUGCACCAGUUCCGCCAGGACACCGGGACCCUCCGGCCUGUGCGCAGGAGCUUCUACGACCCGGCCUCGGCGCCGGGGAAGGGCGUGGUGUGGGAGUGGGAGAACGACGGCGGCUCGUGGACGCCCUACGACAUGGAGGUGGGCAUCACGCUCCAGCACGCCUUCGAGAAGCAGCAGCCCUGGAUCGACCUCACCCCCAUCGGCUUCUGCUACGUCAUCGACUUCGGCACCAUGAGUCAGAUCAACCGGCAGACGCAGCGGAAGCGGCGUGUGCGGCACCGCCUCGACCUCGUCUACCCCCUGGUGGCGGGGGCGCUGCCCAAGGCGCAGUCGUGGCCCGCCAGCCCGAGCCCGGCCAGCUCGCCCCCAGGCCCGCCGUGCUCCUGCCCCCAGUGCCUCCUGGUGAUGAGCGUCAAGGCCGCCGCCGCAGGGGCCAACGCGGGGCUGCUGCCGCCCCUGGUCGCCCGCAAGAGCGGGCCGCCCCCCGCGGGGACCCGAUUGCUGCCGCCUCCGGGCGCCGGGCCCAAGCCUCCGGAUGGGGCGGGCCUCCGGGGCCCGGGGAAGACGGCCACCUCCCAGGCCAACCGGAGGCAGGCCUCCAGUGCACCCGCCCUGACCUCCUCUGCCUCCCCGGCCAGCCCCCCCGGGGCUGCCGGCAAGAACGGGCGGGUGGCGCUGGCCACCCUCAACCGCACCAAUCUGCAGCGCCUGGCCAUCGCCCAGUCCAGGGUGCUGAUCGCCUCCGGUGUCCCCACGGUCCCCGUGAAGAAUCUGAAUGGGUCCAGUCCUGUAAAUCCGGCCUUGGCAGGAAUCACAGGGAUCCUCAUGAGUGCCGCCGGACUGCCCGUGUGCCUCACCCGGCCACCGAAGCUGGUCCUGCAUCCUCCUCCAGUCAGCAAGAGCGAAAUUAAGUCAAUCCCAGGGGUCUCCAACACAAGCCGCAAGACCACCAAAAAACAAGCCAAGAAAGGGAAGACGCCAGAAGAAGUGCUGAAGAAGUACCUGCAGAAGGUGCGCCACCCCCCGGAUGAGGAUUGCACCAUCUGCAUGGAGCGCCUCGCAGCGCCGUCGGGCUACAAGGGCCCCCAGCCGGUGGUCAAGCCAGACCUGGUGGGGAAGCUGUCCAAGUGCGGCCACAUCUACCACCUUCAUUGCCUGGUCGCCAUGUACAACAACGGUAACAAGGAUGGAAGUUUGCAGUGUCCAACCUGCAAAACCAUUUAUGGUGUCAAGACAGGGACCCAGCCCCCUGGGAAGAUGGAGUAUCACCUCAUCCCCCAUUCUCUGCCUGGGCACCCAGACUGUAAAACCAUCCGGAUAAUCUACAAUAUCCCCCCAGGGAUUCAGGGACCAGAACACCCGAAUCCUGGGAAGAGUUUCACCGCCCGGGGUUUCCCUCGACACUGUUACCUCCCAGACAGUGAGAAAGGGAGGAAGGUGCUGAAGCUGCUGCUGGUAGCCUGGGACCGGCGCCUGAUCUUUGCCGUGGGCACCUCCAGCACUACCGGCGAGUCUGACACCGUCAUCUGGAACGAGGUCCACCACAAGACGGAGUUCGGCUCCAACCUCACAGGCCACGGCUACCCAGAUGCCAAUUACCUGGACAAUGUGCUGGCAGAGCUGGCUGCCCAGGGCAUCGCCGAGGACAGCGCUGCCCUGGAGAAGGACUGA